AACAUACAUUCAUACUUGCAUGUGAGAAAAGCUAUCUACAGCUUAAGGAAGUUAUGAACACUCUACUUUCUUCACAAAAACCACCUCUUCAAUUCCCGAAGCCUUCUCUAUGGAGUCCAGGAAUAACAGUAAUUCACUCCACAACCAUGCAAAAACUAGUAAACCAACCCACAAAAACAUGGAAACUACACGCCAACGCCAAAGGCUUUGGCGCCAGAACACCAGCCACCAUAAAAGAAAAUGCCAGUAACAACAACAACAAUGAAAAUGAUGAUGACCAUCUUCCGCAGGUAGUUUUGGAAAGAAUAAUAGUGAGAAUCUUGGUGGCUGUUGGGGUACCAUUGGCUACUGGUAUAGCAUUGCUCAACUUAUUUGGUGUGGUGAAGGAGCAAAAGUUAUGGGAUGUGCCAUUAUGGCUUCCACUGUUGACAACUUUCAUAACUUUUGGAAUGUCUGCACUUGGGAUUGCGUAUGGGCCACUUUCUACCAGCUGGGAUGAAGAGAGGAAGGGUUCUGUGCUUGGACUAGAAGAAGUUAAGCAGAAUUGGGUUGAGAUGUGGAAAGAAGAAAAUGAAGAUAUCUGAAGAAUUGAAAGAUUAAACAUUAUGCAAUUGUAGAAUUGAAAAAGAAAAAUUGAAUGUAAUGUGUCUUACACCUUUUUCUGAAACAUAGCCAUGUGAGCAUUUACUACCCUUUAGAAGCAUUAGUUUCUUGAUUGGGGUGUUGCUUUCUUCAUCUGAUGCUAUCUCAAAAUGAUAUCUUAAUGAUUUCAGUUUUCUCUGGA
This is a messenger RNA of Pistacia vera, 784 nucleotides long. RefSeq lists its product as uncharacterized. The record is from RefSeq and is a predicted model, not a curated record. The coding region runs from base 54 to 584 and encodes 176 amino acids. Lineage: Eukaryota; Viridiplantae; Streptophyta; Magnoliopsida; Sapindales; Anacardiaceae. The transcript has a single exon.